AUGAGUUUGGACGGCCAAGAUAUAGAAGACCUUGUCCAUCUGGCUGGUGAUAUUGGUACUGUUCAUCAGCAGGUUGAGCAAAGCCCCAAUGUGAUUACCGAGCAGGAACGGAAUGAUUUGGAUCAAUUUCACCAGGAUGCCAAACAAGAGUCUCAAAUCUUGGCUCAAGAAGCUUUGACAGCAAACGAAAGUAACAUCCAGGAAUCAGCGGAAGUGAGCUUCACUUCGUUUUGGUCCUUUUUGGGCUCUUGCGGGAUAAAUCUUGUUUUGCCUUUUAUCAAUGGCGUGAUGCUCGGCUUUGGCGAGAUCCUAGCCCACGAGAUCGGUUUUAGAUAUAACUGGGCAGGAGCAAAGGUAAGUCUCUAG
This is a messenger RNA of Ogataea angusta, 366 nucleotides long. RefSeq lists its product as uncharacterized. Gene Ontology annotation, cellular component: mitochondrial outer membrane. The transcript has a single exon. Bases 1 to 366 code for a protein of 121 amino acids. Gene Ontology annotation, biological process: mitochondrial outer membrane translocase complex assembly; protein insertion into mitochondrial outer membrane. The record is from RefSeq and is a predicted model, not a curated record. NCBI's taxonomy places the organism in Eukaryota, Fungi, Ascomycota, Pichiomycetes, Pichiales, Pichiaceae.